AUGGAGGUGCGGCAACUCAUCGCACCCAGCUCGUCUUCCAAGACGGGCAACCUGAACUCAGGAUGUACCGCCUUCAACCUGCCUGAAGGAGGCGUCAUCAACAUUCCUGGCCAGGACCCCAUCACACUCACCGCCGACGCGGCAUUCCGACCCAUGUGCGAACAAACCACAUCGCCCAUCAUCAUCGCCAACCCAGGAGUUACCAUGGAAGAGACUUCUGGGUCUUCCGACAUCACUAAUAUCGCAUACUCAGACUUUCGGGAUCCCUUCUACGCCUCCACCUUCCCGCAAUGUUAUGCCCUCGCGGCGACGACCGUCAUCGCCUAUACGUUAGUCAUCAUGCUAUUCAUCACACCAAGAUCUUUCCUCGACGGCGGAGUGGUCAUGCUGGGAAGGAGAAGUUUCACGGAUGGUGGCACCGGCGGCACCAAUAUAGGAGGUCGUCCUUGGCUCCAGAAGGUGGCUGCCCUGUUUGUCGCCAUUUCCCUGACCAUCGCCACCGUCGACACGUUCCGCGUUGCCGAACAACAAUACUCGCAGGGGAUCCAGAACGCCGAAGUGCUGCAGCAGGAAGUCUUGGGAGGCACGGAGCUUAAGGUCAUCCGGAUAAUAUCGGAAGCAUUCCUGUGGCUUGCGCAGGCCCAGACUCUCAUCAGGCUCUUCCCUCGACGCCGGGAAAAGAUCAUUAUCAAGUGGACCGCCUUCGCGCUGAUCGGCCUGGGCGUCAUCUUCGACUCACUCAACAGUUUCCUGUACACCAAUCAAGGAUCUCUCCGACCUCGAUCCUUCACCGACGCCAUCCCCGCCCUCAGCUAUCUAUUUCAGCUGUCACUUGGGGUCCUAUAUGCUGCAUGGGUGAUUUACUACUCCAUGAUGAAGAAGCACUAUGCGUACUAUCAUCCCCAGAUGCGCAACAUGUGCCUGGUCGCCUUGCUUUCAGUCCUGGCCGUCCUGGUCCCUGUUGUCUUCUUCAUACUCGACAUUAGGAAACCGGAUUUCACUGGCUGGGGUGACUAUGUACGCUGGGUUGGAGCUGCCGCAGCCAGCGUGAUUGUGUGGGAGUGGGUGGAGCGGAUAGAGGCCUUGGAAAGAGAAGAGAAGAAGGAUGGAAUUUUGGGACGAGAGGUGUUCGAUGGAGACGAGAUGGUGGGAAUGUCGGCCUCCGAGUUUUCAUGGCCGCGCAAGAGGAGGAACACCAAACGUGAAGAUGACGACGACGCUCCGGACGGCGGGGAGAGUGGACGACCGCAGCAGCGCGAUAAUGCACAAACUGCGGCUUCGAGUAGCAGCCCAUGGCCGAUAGUGUCAUCGCUUGCCAGCCGAUACCGACAGAAGUCGAGGCCGAAGCCUGGGGACGACUCCCAGGCAAAUGGAACCAGCUCGCGUGCUCCAAAUAUCCGCUUUCUGCAGCCACCUCUGUGGCCAUCCCGUCCGCCACCUGCCGUCACUCCAGUCUCGCGAACCGAUACAGCAAGCGCGGCCAGCACCGUCUACGCUGUUCGCUACCACCCUAUGUCCGAGACGUCUGGGACAAAUACCGAACCAUUCCCAGAAACGUACUCAACUCUCCCACCAGUGGUGCCCGAGGUCCAUGAACCUAGCAUUCGUAGGGAGGACCCAGAGAGCCAUCCUGAAGACCACGCGACAAACGUUGAUAGGACAUCUGCUGCUACACCGGAGCCCUCGGUGACGCCCAGUCAAUCUGCCAGCCAAGUCGCUGGCCGCGCCAACCCAUACUCCAAGCCCACCAGCCAGGCUCCCAGCAGCUCGAACAACUACCGCAUACGAGCUCUCAGUCAAGCCAGUCAGCUGUUCCGAAAGCCGUCCAAGUCCAACAUGUCGAACGAAGGAUCCCACAAGGUCAGCGAGCCGAAACCCCAGGAGGCUAGUAACAGCAAUCGCUGGGAUUUCAGAUCACGCUUUGAGGACUUCGCCGCAUCUCAAGCAGACAGACUGCGGGACCGCAUCCGGCCUAACAUGGACACGGAAAACUUACCGGUGACGGUCAUUCCGGCACCACCGCGGCGGGGCACCGGGCUCCAGCAGUUGAGGGAGGAACAGGCUCAGGAAAGCCAACAACGAUUAGCACCUCCUGCGCUGCAACUCCAGACGUCGGGCAGCAACUUCUCUCAGAGAACGUCGCCGCCUGACUCGGGACCAGUCUCACCCAGACUCUGGAGGAGCCACAGCGGCGCGUCUGCUGCGGUGGUUUCGCCUUUGACAUCUGACGAGGCCAGCGGGCCACUACCGAGCGAGCCGCUAUCUCCAGUGGCAGCGGGCAAGAGGCCUGCCUUUGGUCCGAACGACUCGUGA
Diaporthe amygdali is the source of this 2313-nucleotide messenger RNA. RefSeq lists its product as uncharacterized. Lineage: Eukaryota; Fungi; Ascomycota; Sordariomycetes; Diaporthales; Diaporthaceae. Gene Ontology annotation, biological process: cellular response to pH. The transcript has a single exon. The coding region runs from base 1 to 2313 and encodes 770 amino acids. The record is from RefSeq and is a predicted model, not a curated record. Gene Ontology annotation, cellular component: plasma membrane.